GUGGGCACGGGCAGUCGAGAUCGGCCAGCCCGAGCGUGUGCGUCAUCGUCAGUCAUCGUGCCGCCACUACUACACGUAGGCGCGUCAGCUAUGGCGGUCCAUCCCGAGCGUGCUGAGAUCCACGUCGGCGCGAAGUUUAACAGCUUCGCAGAAUUUGACCGAGCAUUCAGGGACUUCCAAGUGACGACGAACACUCUUUUCGUCAUAAAAAGAAGUAAGACUGUUGGCUUGGUGAACGCGCGCCGUUCGCCUGGCCUGACCCCGCUCGAUCAGAAACUAAAGUUCGCCAACGUGAUAUACGCUUGCAAGCACGGUAGUACUACAAGAACCACGGGGACAGGAAUCCGUCCGCACCAAAGGGCGAUGAAAAAAGACUGCCCGGCAAAAGCUGUCGUAGCGGCGCGACGUAGCGGCGCCCAACAGCGGGAGAUCACGGAGCUGAAAAUGGAACACAACCACGAAGUAAGCUACGAAACCUUCCGGACGUACCCCGAGUGCGAAGAGGUCGACUUUGUGAAGCCGUUGAUGGAGCUGAAUGUGCUUCCCAGUCUCAUCGUGGAGAAGCUCAAAGAACGAAGUGGAAAAGCAGUAAUCGCAAAAGUCCUCUAUAAUCUGAGGCAAGAGACUUACAGACAAGACGAAGCGAAUAUGCUCUUAAAGGAGGUGAGCCAGUGCAAAAUGACUUAUGAUGCCAACGUGCUUAUCAUAACCGACGAGAACAAGGAACUUCAAAUACUGUUCGUUCAAACACCUCACAUGCAGCAAGCAUUUGACUGUUUCCCGGAGGUGGUUCUCCUUGAUGCCACGUAUCGCACAAACAAACUCCGAAUGCCCUUCUUCGUAUUGAUGGUUCAAGAUGGUGCGGGCUGUAGCCAUGUCGUGGCAUAUGCUUUUGUCUCGUCUGAACAGCAGCAUGUCGUUACGCGCCUUUUGGAGCUAUUUGUACAAGAAAACCCGGCAACAGCAAACACAAAGGUGGUACUCGUGGACAAGGAUUUUACUAAAAUCAAUGCCGUCAGAACGACAUUCCCGAGUACACCAGCAGUCCAGCAAUGUCAGUUUCAUGAGUUCAAAGCAUUCAGAGCUGCAGUUGGACAACUUGCCAAGUCAUCAGAUGAGCGAGAACGUCUGUCGAGCUGCUUUGGUGAGAUGUUGCACCCUCCUACUCCAGACAAUUAUGUACAAAAGCAGUGCUCAAAAGUGCUUACACCGUACGCCUGCAAGUUGGUAAGCGACGAGCUGGCCAAGACAAGAGACGAUCCUCCACAAAUUAAAACCUAUGCUCUUUCAUCCAGUUGCUCCGACUUCUGCCAUAAAGUUUCGUUUCAGAAUCAGUCGUGCAGCUGUACCACAUACGCCAAAAUGGGACUACUUCGUCGACAUUUCCUCGCCGUCUGUGUGAAGUUCGAUCUAAAACCAUCCUUUGAAAAGGCAGUUCACAAGCGCUGGUUCAUGUCGUGCCAACUGGAGUUCCUCGGCAAUUCUGUGAAAAGCAACCCUGAAGCUAGCAGUUACGAAGAACCAAGAAUACUAUCUAUGCCAGGGUCCUCCUUUGAGAAGAUGAACCGGAACCAGAAAUUCAACUAUGCAAUGCGAACACUUCGAGCUGUCGCAGACAACUUGGCUUACUGCCAGCCAGACGUCUUUGCAACACGCCUAGCGUUGCUCGAGUCUCUGAAUGCCUCUUGGUUGAGGAGAGAGGAUGUAACGUCGAGAGUUUCCCAUGAAGAUGUUGAAGUAGCAGAAAAUGUCGCCACACAAGAUGUCCGUCCAGCCAUCGUGUCUAAAAUCAAUCAACAGGAGGAAACUGAUCAGGAACAAGUCAAUGUGGCCACUGGAUGUGCGAGCAGCAGAAGCAAUGUAACAGUUCCAGAUAGUGACACACCAAGCAGUGCUAGCUAAGGGUGCACUGUCACCUAUCAGUUCAAACUCCCCGAGGUGAAGAGCCGAGGACGUCCAUCAAAGAGAGUGCCACAUAACAGACUGAAGCGAGCAAGAGAACUGGAUGAAGACGGGCCUGUGCCAUUCAAGCAUCUGUCUGAAAAGGCGAAAGGAAAAUUGCUCUUGGCUGGAUUUAUUGACAAGCGCCUCUGUCAACGUGUGCUGGAUGGGUCAUACCUCCUGGAGGAGACUGAUGUGGAAGUUCGGCCGGAAGCCCUGCCCAGUGCUCUGCUAGACUGCAGGGUUUCCCUACCAAGGCUCAGGAAAUACUUCACCCCAGAUGCAUGGUCCCUCUUGACUUCCUCAGUUGCUGCAAAGAAGAGCAAUGAACUGUGGAUUUGUAGUCUUUGCAAGGAAAAAGAUGAUGGAGAGCUGAAGAUGGUCUGCUGUGAGCAAUGUUUAGAGUGGUUUCACUGGUCUUGUGCUGCAGUAACCCGGCAAGAUGUCCAAAAGCAGUGGUACUGUCUGCGGUGCAAAAAAAAGGCUGUAAAGGCAGUCCGUGGUGCAGCCUGGGGGCUUGUUGGCAGUGGCCAACUUUUUAAUUAAUAAACCCUAUAAAUGUUGUAAUGUGUCCCUGCAUCGCCUCAUGUUUUAAAAGGCCACACUAUACUGGUUUUGGAUUUACCAAGGAUAUAAAUUUUCAGCUUCUUUCUUUUGUGUGAUUGAAGUACAAAAUACAUAAACUAAUUAUGCAAAAAUAUAUCGUAGGAAACGGGCCCUGUACACUUCCGGUGCACUCACUCGAAACGAACACCAAACCGGCCUUAUCAGAUCAAACUCGUAACCCCCCGCUCCUCUUUCGGUGCUCUGGGGCCCUGAAAUUUUACAAUGGUACAGUUAUGCUCUUACGCCCGUGCCUUAGUUGCUAUAUUAAGAGUCUUGUUUAGUUUAGCAUGGACAUCCUUAUCCUAAAUAGCAACUCCGAUGGAAUGACCCGGCUCAGUCUGUAUCGAAAUUUAGACUAGCAUGUUGACGUACUUGUUAAGAAAAUGAAAGAAAAACCUAACACGGAAAUAUCCAAACGGGCGCGUUAGAAGAAGCAUCUUUAGGACGAUCGUGCCUGCUCUCCAA
Ixodes scapularis (black-legged tick) is the source of this 3012-nucleotide messenger RNA. RefSeq lists its product as uncharacterized. The record is from RefSeq and is a predicted model, not a curated record. NCBI's taxonomy places the organism in Eukaryota, Metazoa, Arthropoda, Arachnida, Ixodida, Ixodidae.